UCCUCUCUUGCUAUCGCCGACUCUUUUAGCCUCCAGCCCUCUAUCUACACAUAGCAAUGACUUCACGUGGGACUCGUCACAGAUGCCACAUACACCAUUGCAACAGAAGGACGGAAUGGGUCUAGAUCUGACUACUCCACCGACGUCACUGGAUUCUUCCGAGGGCAAACUAAAAUAUGUGACAGAGCGUACAUAUGCGACACCUUCCCGGGCAGAGGAUAGUGAUGAUGAGAGAAUAUCAGAGAAGUACACGCAGACUUCAGACAUCUUCCAGUUCGGUAUUCGAAAGUUGGAUCAUAUGCUCAAGUCGAUCACGCGAGACGACACUACCGGAUCUCCAAGCAGCUUGCCAUGCGACACGAGUGUGCCCUCAGACCGUAUGGGCAGCGAAGCUUCCAACUCAAGCUCUAAACCUUCAAAAACUCACAUGGAAAUCAAUGCCAGUACUGUUGAUCUUGGCUUUUCAAAAGGUUCUAAGAGUGAACACGGUCCCCCUGCUACGGUCUCGCAGCAGGGUCCGCACCAAGACAAGCGCAACCAUCACACCCUCCAAGGCUCAGUUCUAUUCAAGACUGUACUACGAGACGGCGACGGAGUUGAGGUCGAGAGCAUUUUCUCGGCGAUCGCCAGACGCUCAAAGACGGGCGUCUCCCAUAACACCUCCCGCAACUCAGAUCAAGAGAAGCACCAGAUUCGGACGGCGGCAGCACCACAAAUCAAAACGGAGGCAGCAUUUGAAAUCAAAACGGAGGCAGCACCUAAAAUCAAAACGGAAGCCUCUGGUCUUGUAGCGACAUCGAAAGCCUCCCAAAAGAUCCCACAUGCAUGCAUGAAAUACUGGACACUGCUGGAGCAAAUUUUGUCCUUCGAGAUCACCGCAAGACUGGCCAGGAAUUACGACAGAUGUGUGGCUACACAAGGUAAAGGUUCAGCUAUGAAUCAGUGCUCCACUCCACGUAAGCUUGUUGCGGAAGCUGUGAAGGCCGCCGUCGACGCUUUCCGAGAGUGUGUCGACAGGUCUGGCUACAUAAACCUUCCGCGCUACAUUGAACGUCUCGUCAGAACUGUAAUGUGUCCCCUCCACCAAACAGUGGCGCUGCGGAGUAGCACUGCCAACCCAAGGAUGAAACAGCUGCGCGAGCUCAUCGAUACUCUCCCUCUGCUUUCUAAGAACAUUGUAACAGUUUUCGCAAAUUGGCUGCAGGCGAUAAGCAACACCAACAUUCCUAUUUCGCUCUUGAAAGCGAAGUUAAAAGAGCCGUCACCUUCGCGCUUGUCGAAGUCCGCACCUUACCAUCGGAAGAAAACCGAGAGGCCCAGCAUAGCGGAAGCUUUGGAAGAAAAAGUCAACGAACCGCUCACGGAAAAAGACAAGAAAGACGGCUUUGUCUACAUGUUCUGGGAUCAGCAGACUUUCGGGAUGGUCAAGAUUGGUCGAACCGGUGAUCUCGAAAAACGUCUCAAGCAGUGGGACGCCCAAUGCAAAAUUCCGCAUCGCUACCAUCGAUCUUCGCAGGAUGGCAAACACCUCACGAUACAUCAUUGUCAACGUAUCGAGAGGCUCAUGCAUAUCGAACUGAGGGAGUACCGUAAGAAGCGUGCAUGCGGUGGCUGUGGUAAGACUCACAUCGAGUGGUUUGACAUAAGCGCAGAGAAGGCAAAGAAGGUUUACCAAAAGUGGCAAGAUUGGAUCAUGCAAAAGCCGUAUGCACAGAACGACGCAGGGAGCUGGGUCGUAAGGCCCGAUAUGCUUCAUACUGUGUCACAAGUGUGCACACCCGUCCUGUUCCCAGAGACGACGAUCAAAAGAACGAGGCCACGCAAAUCCCUGCCAAAGUCACCUGCCAGGAAACGAACCUCGAGAGCAGCGAGAUAGAUUGCCAGCAUCCGCAGAUAACAAUGUUGUUGGAGGUCCGCCUCCGCUUAAUCCAAUUCUAGACGAGACUUAUUUCAC
Molecule: messenger RNA, 1954 nt
Organism: Didymella exigua CBS 183.55
Lineage: Eukaryota; Fungi; Ascomycota; Dothideomycetes; Pleosporales; Didymellaceae
Product: DUF1766-domain-containing protein
Exons: 2
Coding region: 83-1876 (597 amino acids)
Source: RefSeq, a predicted model, not a curated record